AUGUGCUGUGAAAUGAGGCCGCGGUUCGGGUUCGGGUCCACCGCGCGGCGCCGCAUCUGGCCUGCCCUCUGCUCCUCUGCCAAGAAGCUGCAUGUCGCGGUGCCGCCAGCUCCACUGGUUGCGAGGAAGAAGAGCAAGGUCAUCGUGAUAUCGGGCCCGACGGGUGCCGGGAAGAGCAGGCUGGCGCUGGAGGUAGCCAGGAGGCUCGGGGGUGAGAUCGUCAGCGCGGACUCGGUGCAGGUGUACCGUGGCCUUGACAUCGGCUCCGCCAAGCCAUCCGUCGAGGAGAGGAGCCUGGUGCCGCACCACCUGAUCGACAUCAUGCACCCGAGCGAGGAUUACUCGGCUGGGACCUUCUUUGACGACGCGAGGGGCGCUACUCAAGAUGUUCUUGACAGGGGUCGCGUGCCCGUCGUUGCAGGAGGGACCGGACUGUACCUGCGGUGGUUUAUGUACGGCAAGCCGGAUGUUCCGCGGUCGUCCGUGGAGAUCUCGUCGAGUGUGCGGUCUGAGCUUGCUGGCUUACGGUGGGAAGAUGCCGUGGAGCUGGUGCUCCAGGCUGGGGACCCCAAAGCUCGGGACUUGGACACAAAUAACUGGGUCAGGUUGAGCAGAAGGCUUGAGAUCAUCAGGUCAUCAGGUUCCCCUCCAUCUGCAUUCGCCUUACCAUACAGCUCAUUCCAGGAACAGCAGCACGGCACCAAGCUGACUGAUUCCCCGAUGGACUGCCAAGUGAAGGAACUGGAUUAUGAUUUCCUAUGCAUUUUCCUCGCGUGCCCACGUGUCGAACUCUACAGAUCAAUUGAUUUGAGGUGCGAGGAAAUGCUGGCUGACACAGGGCGAGGCCUUCUUUCAGAAGCCUCAUGGCUUCUUGAUAUCGGUUUGCAGCCAAAUAUGGACUCCGCAAGCCGUGCGAUGGGCUACUCUGCAAGCCGUGCAAUAGGUUACAGGCAGACCAUGGAGUACUUGUUGCAGUGCAGAGAGAAUGGAGGCAACAGCUCCCCACAAGAGUUCUUGGAGUUCCUGGCCAAGUUUCAGCAAACGUCUAGGAACUUCUCAAAGAGGCAGAUGACCUGGUUCCGCAACGAGAAGAUUUACCAGUGGGUUGAUGCGUCACAGCCUUUUGAGGCGAUUGUUCAGUUUAUCUGCGAUGCUUACAAUGGCGUUGAAGAGAUGGUGGUUCCUGAAUCACUUGAAAUGAAAAGGGAAAGUUGCGUGCACAAAAGCAAUGAUCUCAAAACCUAUCGUUCAGAGAACAGGUUGUUCCUUGGGGAGGAAGACUGCCGUCAAGUUUUGGACUGGAUUAGAAGGACACAGGGAAAGUGAUGUUCUAGUUCUGCUCACCUGUCAUACCUUUUUGUUAUUCGACCAGGAAAUUUUCCGGCUAUAGGAAAUUAAUAUUUUAGAGAUUGCCACAGGAAUUUCAGUUCAUACUUUUAAAUUCUGUCUUCAUCAUAGAUCAAUAAAAAAAGGUUAUUUCAGACUGUAUGGAAUGGAAUUAUAAAUUGAUAGCCCAAUGGCGUUUCUUGGAA
This is a messenger RNA of Lolium rigidum, 1532 nucleotides long. Its product is annotated as tRNA dimethylallyltransferase 9-like. Gene Ontology annotation, molecular function: tRNA dimethylallyltransferase activity. NCBI's taxonomy places the organism in Eukaryota, Viridiplantae, Streptophyta, Magnoliopsida, Poales, Poaceae. The coding region runs from base 1 to 1326 and encodes 441 amino acids. The transcript has a single exon. The record is from RefSeq and is a predicted model, not a curated record. Gene Ontology annotation, biological process: cytokinin biosynthetic process; tRNA modification.